This is a messenger RNA of Suillus paluster, 833 nucleotides long. RefSeq lists its product as uncharacterized. Gene Ontology annotation, biological process: C-terminal protein methylation. Gene Ontology annotation, cellular component: membrane. NCBI's taxonomy places the organism in Eukaryota, Fungi, Basidiomycota, Agaricomycetes, Boletales, Suillaceae. The coding region runs from base 104 to 817 and encodes 237 amino acids. Gene Ontology annotation, molecular function: protein C-terminal S-isoprenylcysteine carboxyl O-methyltransferase activity. The record is from RefSeq and is a predicted model, not a curated record. The transcript is spliced from 2 exons.
GUGGAUUGUGCUGGAUCGACUACCCCAGCCUCCACCCUUGACUACACGACGCAAUCCAUUCACGGAUAAAAGCAGUCGACCAGGCGAAGCUUUCUUCACGAAAAUGGAAUCCCUCCUCAAAAUACCACUCAUUCUCUCAUCCCCUCUCGCCUUGCACGUAGCUGGCACACCUCCCAAUACCCCUACCAGCUAUGAUAUUGUUCACUACAGCUCUAUUGAGUGGAUUCUCAUGCAAGAUACCAAAUACGGGCUCCCGCUCGCAAAGGCACUUUCAUGGGCUGUCGCUUUCACAGAAGUCGCUGUCAUUGCCUCCCGCGUGGUAGACCCCACCACUCUUCCCAGUGGGAUGCAAGAGACAGUCGGUCUGCUUCGAACGAUUCAAGACAUGCCCAUUAACUCACAUCUUAUUUCCGGCGCCGCACUCAUGGCCGUGGGGGGAUUACUCCGCUGGUGGUGUUUCCGCACCCUCGGCCGAUUUUUCACAUUCGAGCUCAGUGUCCGCAAAGGGCACAAACUUGUCACCACUGGUCCAUACUCAGUCGUACGCCAUCCAUCCUACUUGGGAGCAGUCGUGUUGUCCAUCGGCAUGUUUAUCUUGCACGGAUCGUGGUCCUCGUUUUUGAGACGCUCAGGCGUUUUAAAUAUCUUUGGACUGAAAGCGAUUAUGUUGGCAUUGCUAGCGCAGAGAAUAAUUGCUAUAACAAGCCUCGUGCUUAGGAUUGGUCAUGAGGAUGAGAUGGUGAAGUCGAUCUUCAAAGACGAGUGGGAGAAUUGGGCAAAGGUUGUCAAGUACCGGCUCCUACCUGGUAUUUACUAAAUCUGAUAGCAUGUAC